GUUCCUUUGUAUCGCCAUGGCUCGUACGAAGCAGACUGCCCGCAAGUCCACCGGCGGCAAAGCACCGCGCAAGCAGCUCGCCACCAAGGCGGCCCGCAAGAGUGCUCCGGCAACCGGCGGCGUGAAGAAGCCGCACCGCUACCGGCCCGGCACGGUAGCUCUGCGCGAGAUCCGCCGCUACCAGAAGUCCACGGAGCUGCUGAUCCGCAAGCUGCCGUUCCAGCGGCUGGUGCGCGAGAUCGCGCAGGACUUCAAGACCGACCUGCGCUUCCAGAGCUCGGCGGUGAUGGCGCUGCAGGAGGCGUGCGAGGCCUACUUGGUGGGGCUCUUCGAGGACACCAACCUGUGUGCCAUCCACGCCAAACGCGUCACCAUCAUGCCCAAGGACAUCCAGCUUGCCCGCCGCAUUCGCGGGGAGAGGGCGUAAAGCUUCCACAAUUGCCUCACUCCAACGAAAAAGGCUCUUCUAAGAGCCACCCACAAUUUCUUUAAAACAGCUGUCACUUAAAAUUGAGUGUGUUUAGUGUUUUGGUUCGGGAUGCAGAUUUAAAGUUGAACAGUUUUAAGUGAUCAGCUUAUUUCUUUGGGGUACCUUAUGAACAUACAAAAAGAUCUGCUCGGUUUUAACUUUAAAUGCUCCCUUUAUGUACUGUCGAUAGGUAGUGUGCAAAAGUUACUCGAAGGUAGUAAGUUGGCGU
This is a messenger RNA of Capra hircus (goat), 698 nucleotides long. RefSeq names its product histone H3.1. Bases 17 to 427 code for a protein of 136 amino acids. Gene Ontology annotation, molecular function: DNA binding; structural constituent of chromatin; protein heterodimerization activity. NCBI's taxonomy places the organism in Eukaryota, Metazoa, Chordata, Mammalia, Artiodactyla, Bovidae. The record is from RefSeq and is a predicted model, not a curated record. The transcript has a single exon. Gene Ontology annotation, cellular component: nucleosome.